Molecule: messenger RNA, 1413 nt
Organism: Guyanagaster necrorhizus
Lineage: Eukaryota; Fungi; Basidiomycota; Agaricomycetes; Agaricales; Physalacriaceae
Product: GroES-like protein
Exons: 6
Coding region: 219-1295 (358 amino acids)
Molecular function (GO): oxidoreductase activity, acting on NAD(P)H
Source: RefSeq, a predicted model, not a curated record
GCUUUGAUUGCUUGUUUUCUGGAAUGAUUACAUUGAGCUGCUCUCAUCUGUAAUCCAACUUGUUGCGCUAUUGUCCCAGGUAGGACUAUUAUUUGUUCGUUGAAUAUUGCUUCCGCUGCAACGCGUCAUACUUUACGCAGACUGGGAAAUUCACUCAUAUUUGAAGACAGGUCUCAAGACGCUUCCAUCUACCAUUCCACCAUCCCAUCAAAAACAAGAUGUCCCACGUCGCUAUCGCUGCAGUUGCGAAAGGUCGCUUCGACGAAAUACACGUUCCAACUGAGAAACCUCAGCAGGGAGAGGUUCUAUUAAAGACGGAAUAUGCAGCGAUGAUCGCUUUCGACACAUAUGUUACGGACUUCGGCUAUGCAACAGACACGUUCCCAAUGGUUCUUGGAUUCAAUGCCGCAGGAACCAUCGUCGAGGUUGGGCCAGGUGUUGAUGAUCUCAAAAUCGGGGACAAGGUCACCGCAUUCGCAUUCCAGGGCUCUAGGUCCAAAGCUAUGCAGCAAUAUUCCAUCCAGUCGCGUACUGUGUGUGCAAAGGUGCCCAAUUCUAUGUCUUUGGCUGCUGCCGCAACCAUACCAGAUAACUUCGUCACGGCGUUCCAUACGCUCUUCAACGAACUUGGUCUUCCUGUCCCAAAUACAUUUCCUGCCCUCGAAUCUCCCCCUCUUUCUUCCGCUCCAAUUCUGAUAUAUGGCGCUGGAUCUACAGCCGGCCAAUAUGCUAUUCAGCUUCUUCAUGCCGCCGGGUACAAAAAUAUCAUUGCCACAGCCUCCUCGAAGCACCAUGAAUAUCUAGCGUCGCUCGGUGCUACUGCAACCAUCGACUACCGUACUCCUUCACUUGUUGAAGAUAUUACGAAGGCAGCGGGAGGUGACGGCAAAGUCGCGCUUGCUAUAGACUGUAUCACUGCUGAGGGAACAAUAGCGGAGGUCUCAAAGGUGACGAGUGAGACAGGUACGGUAGCUCUGCUACUACCCGUGAAGGAGGGGAACAACGUACGAGGUGAAGCCCAGAUGUAUAUGGAAAUACCCGAAGGCCGCAACCCGUUUCCCAAAAGUGUCAAUAUUCGCGGAGUGCGCACAUUCCUAUAUCAAGAAAACGCGUUCCAGAAAGAGAAUGUAAUGCCCAAGAUUCUGCCUGACCUGCUGGAAAAGGGAAUCAUACAACCCAACCGAGUUCAUCUAUUGGAUCAGGGAACUUUCAAGGAAAGAGUGGCCGUGGGCUUGGAGCUAUUGAGACAUAACAAAGUUAGCGGGGAGAAAUUGGUGGUUAAGAUCGAAGUUUAGGCAUUAAGUCUAGGGACGAUGGUUUUUCCGUUUACAUUACGUAUCUGAUGUGGUAACCAACCAAAAAUUUAUUACUUAGAAUGACCCAGGUUCUCCAAAUUGUGAAUAUAGUUGCUGG